UACCCGUGCAACGUCCUAAGUAGACCUGCGGAAGCGAAGGGCACCCGUUUAUGUUCCCAGCAUGACCGACUCGCCUGCGGUGAGAGCACCGCUAGACCCUACGGAACAGCCUGUUCUCGAUCAACUCCUCGGCGUACGCACCCAGCUUGAGCUCCUGAGGGCCGACAAGUCGACCUACGUCAAAUCCGAAGAUGUUAUCCGCCUCUACAACCAGCUCAUGGAGCAAGUCGAAAAGCUCAACGGCCUCAGAAUCGACAAGCGGCUUGAGCAGAACAGAGUGGACACUGUCUUGGAUGACUGCUUCCAGCUGAUAUCGCUGGCGUACAUGGCGAUAGGCAAAAAUCAUGAAGCUCCGGCAACGUACUCUGCCGUCUCCACCAUGAAGCGGCUAUUGGACCACCUUUGGGAAGCCGCUUUCUUCUCGCCAAAGGAUCUUGACGGGGUUAAGCACCGGCUAGAAGAAUAUCGCAGCUCGGUGGAGAGGGGCAAGGAGACUUACAGCCCGCACCUCCUCACUCUGCUCGAAGCGCGUAUCAACGUUUGCCAGCAACUACUCAACAAGCUGAACCACUCACUGGAAAAGCUAAGCCCAGAACUGAAGCCAACUUACGAAAAGUUGGUUUCGAUAUUAAGAUCGCUUUCAGCUUGCAACACCAAAUCCAAAUACCCUGCGUCAGAAGUGAAGGCGUUGCAUGAGCAAUUGAAGGCGAUCGAAGCUGAGCUUCAUGCCGAGAAGACAGUCGAUAAGGAUCUCCAAAAGGAGGACCGUAUUGCCCAGAUGAUGCAGCACAUGCAGGUCCGAGAGACGGAAGAUGCGCCAGAAGGAGAUGAAGUUGUCACGGACCUGCUCACUCGGUGCUUCCUUUGGCACGAGCUUAUAGAGCAAAAACAAGGCAAGAUCAACGAGAGGUUUGAGGAUGCUUACAAAAAGUUACUCAAUAUCCGGGGCCAACUCGAGAAGCUGCAACUUACGCAGGCCUGGUCCUUACGCGAGACCGAUCUCUACAGCUUCCAACGGCAGUUGGAUCGCAUCGAUGAGAGCCGCGUAGAUGGCAACUUCCAAGACAGUGAAGGGAAACCAGCGGAUAUCCAUGCUCAACGGACCCUCCUUUAUCUUCUCCGCAAGAGCUAUUCGAUAAUCUACUUCCUCAUUAUCUCUUCCGAACCUGUCUCGGAAGCUUUGCUGCCCAUAUACAACCAGCUCAACACUCUGAAAAGAUGUUUGGUGGAAGUCAGGAAAUCGGGCGGCGUUUCUUCACCCCGGGAACUGUAUCCAUACAGCAUGAAGCUAAACUCCAUUGACAACAUGCGCCAAGACGGUAAAUUCAUGAUUGGGAAUGACAUCCCCGACGGCCAAGGCGCAGUGAAUCACUUGUUGGCAGAAUGUUUUGAGCUUGCAUACGAAAUUCGGAUAGCGGCAGAGGAGGAGAACGAAGAGGGAAAUGAUGAGGCGCAGACUCAGGAGCUCGCGUCGUCCACGGCAGAAUAGUUCUCUUUUCCAAAUUUCCAUUUGUGUAUUAAUUAGACAACGUUUUUUUUUU
Molecule: messenger RNA, 1541 nt
Organism: Aplosporella prunicola CBS 121167
Lineage: Eukaryota; Fungi; Ascomycota; Dothideomycetes; Botryosphaeriales; Aplosporellaceae
Exons: 7
Coding region: 62-1489 (475 amino acids)
Cellular component (GO): cytoplasm; nucleus
Source: RefSeq, a predicted model, not a curated record